UGCGCAGCACACUGAAAGCAUCAAGACAAGCGACACGCGUGUUUUAUUUCGACUUUUUCAGCGUGUCUUGUAGUUUUUAAAAGUCAAAAUACUAUAGGAGUAGGACACGUUUUUCCGCACUCAUUUUGUCCAUAGAAAUAUUCCCGUUGGUUCGGGUUUAAUUUAACAUUACAGGUUUAACAGUUACCCUCCCUCUCGACCAUCGGAGGAAUACAUUGAAAAGCCAACAGAAAUGAAUGGACCUGACCUAGCGAAGAUGCCAGUGGGUGGGGCUCCAGGAACUGAGGGAAAGGACUCUGUAGCCAAUGGGCACACAGAAAAUGAAUCCAACCCUUUUGCAGAAUAUAUGUGGAUGGAGAAUGAAGAGGAGUACAAUCGGCAGGUGGAGGAGGAAUUGCUUGAACAAGAGUUUUUGGAGCGCUGUUUCCAGGAGAUGUUGGAUGAGGAAGAUCAGGAUUGGUUUAUUCCUGAAAGGGACCUUCCCUCUGUGGGACAAAUACAACAACAGCUCAAUGGACUUUCUGUCAGCAACGGCAAUGGAGACGAAAUCUUGCGGAAGAGCAUCUUAAACCCCGAGGCCAAGGAGUUUGUGCCAGGGGUGAAAUACUGAGGAUCAUUAUUCUCAUCUGCAUCAUUCUUCACCCUCGCACCCGCAUACAUUUGACCAUAUACUCAUAGACUGUUGUGGCCAUAUUUAGUGGUCACAUAAAUGCACUCUUUACACACUUUUGAAGGGGCAGGAGUACAAAUGUGGAUAAUGUAUCGGGUGGGAGGGAAGUGACGGGUGAUUGUCUAUAAGCUUUAUAUUUCUGUUGUGUACAAACCAAGGGUAUUAAGUUGAAACACUGCCUCUAGGAGGUGCUAUCACAAGCUGAUAUCAUUGCAAAGCUGUUUAUUUUCCUCUACCCUUACUGAAAGGGCUGUUUUUGUCAGCUUGUUUCACAGUGUGUGCCUGAUCAGGUCUUUGCGUUCCUUCCCAUUUUGUUUUUGGUUUUUUAUUGGUCUUUUGUAGAGGGAGGUUUUGAUAUCUUGUAUCUAUGUUCACAUUUCUUGGUUACAAGGGGUGUGGCCAUACUUGAUUGGAGCGACUGUGGGCGGGGCCUCUUGUGUUGGAUGCUGAGGAAAGGGGAAUUCACAUGAAUUCAGUUUUUUGAUUUUGAAUUGAAAAAGUUACGUGCAGGACUGAAUUUCAUUUAAAAACGGAAGGAAAAAGGCAAAUAAAGAUUAAAAGUUCU
This is a messenger RNA of Triplophysa rosa, 1235 nucleotides long. Its product is annotated as polyadenylate-binding protein-interacting protein 2B-like. Gene Ontology annotation, cellular component: cytoplasm. NCBI's taxonomy places the organism in Eukaryota, Metazoa, Chordata, Actinopteri, Cypriniformes, Nemacheilidae. Gene Ontology annotation, biological process: negative regulation of translational initiation. The transcript is spliced from 4 exons. Gene Ontology annotation, molecular function: mRNA regulatory element binding translation repressor activity. The record is from RefSeq and is a predicted model, not a curated record. The coding region runs from base 233 to 610 and encodes 125 amino acids.